AUGGAAAUGAGCAACGGGAGUUCCACCCUGGACUUCAUCCUUCUGGGGUUCUCUGGAUGGCCCCGACUAGAACGCAUCAUCUCAGUGGUUGUCCUCAUCUUCUAUGCUGUGAUUCUGGUGGGAAACACAAUGAUCAUCCUGGUGUCUCACCUGGACGCCCAGCUCCACACGCCCAUGUACUUCUUCCUCUCCAACCUGUCCUUCUUGGAUCUCUGUUACACCAACAGUAUUAUCCCCCAGACACUGGUAAAUCUGUGGAGCUCAAAGAGGUCUAUUACAUACGUGGGCUGUUUGGUUCAAGCCACAGUCUCCGUUGACCUGGGCGCCACAGAGUGUCUGCUCUUGGCCGUGAUGGCCUAUGACCGCUAUGCUGCAGUGUGCCAGCCUCUGCACUACACGGUGAUCAUGCACCCUCAGCUCUGUCACAGGAUGGUGCUAGCUGCCUGGCUAACUACUGCUGGCUGCGCCAUCAUUGUUUGCACCAUGACUUUAAUGUUGCCAAGAUGUGGGCACCAAGAGGUGGAUAACUUCUUCUGUGAGAUCCUAGAUCUCAUUAAGACUGCGUGUACCAAUUCAAAAGUCCUUGAGGUCGUUUUCCUUGCUCUCUCAGUGCUAUUUCUUCUGGUGCCUCUAUCAGCAAUUCUCAUCUCCUAUGGCAUCAUCACUCGCGCUGUCAUGAGGAUCAAGUCAGCAACAAGGUGGCGGAAGCUCCUCAGCACCUGUGGCUCCCACCUCACCGUGGUGACUCUCUUCUAUGGAACACUCAUGUCUAUGUACGUGAGGCCACAGAAUAGCUCACUACAAAAUGAAAGGAAGUUCAUUGCUCUGGUGUACGUGAUACUUAUACCCAGUCUCAACCCUCUCAUCUACACUUUAAGAAACAAAGAUGUAAAGAAAGCAAUAAGGAAAAUGCUGCGUAUUAAAAGUGUAAAGUGA
Molecule: messenger RNA, 936 nt
Organism: Sorex fumeus (smoky shrew)
Lineage: Eukaryota; Metazoa; Chordata; Mammalia; Eulipotyphla; Soricidae
Product: olfactory receptor 2W1-like
Exons: 1
Coding region: 1-936 (311 amino acids)
Biological process (GO): G protein-coupled receptor signaling pathway
Cellular component (GO): membrane
Molecular function (GO): olfactory receptor activity; G protein-coupled receptor activity
Source: RefSeq, a predicted model, not a curated record